Molecule: messenger RNA, 811 nt
Organism: Cucurbita pepo subsp. pepo (vegetable marrow)
Lineage: Eukaryota; Viridiplantae; Streptophyta; Magnoliopsida; Cucurbitales; Cucurbitaceae
Source: RefSeq, a predicted model, not a curated record
GGGAGGGGAAAGAAACAUUUCAAUUUUCAUCUCUCCUCCGUUUCCAAAUCCUUAAAUCCUCUCUCUCUUCUUCUUUGUUUUUAUUUCUAAUUCAAAUUUCAGUCUGCUUCUCUACACCCACAGAGAGCAAAAGAAAUGUUGAAUCCGGCGAACGAUCUGUUCUCGACGCCGUCGACGCCGUCUUCUCCGACGAAUUCAUUCAUUUCCUCCGAUCUCGACACUGAGUCUACAGGUUCCUUCUUCCAUGACAGGAGCACCAGCUUGGGGACUUUAAUGGGGGUGAGCUUCCCGGCGAUUGCCUUCCGAGUCUCCUCCCAGAGCCGAGACCACCACGCCGCUGCGGCGGCGACAGCUGAUGUUUCCCGCAAGAGCAAAAAGCCAAAGAGAAAAACGACGGCGCCGGGGCUAGUCUCUGAUCGGAAGCGGAAGUGGUGGCAGCUGUGCAGGGACGACGGUGUUAAACCGGCAUCACUGGGCGACUUUCUUGAGGUGGAACGGAGAUUUGGGGAUGCUGCUUUUUACGACAAUGCGGUGGAUCUAGAAGGCGUGGUUACGGCGGAUCAACGGAGGAGUGGCCGGAAUUUGUUCGCCGACGGGAGAGUUCUUCCGCCUGCGCCAACGGAGGAAGAAGCAUCGUCAGCCGCGGCUCUCUGCCGAUUUUCAUUAUCGCUCACCGGAAUUUGCAGCGGCGGUGCCGGCUAAAAUUUGGGAUUUGAUUUGUCCAGUUUAUUUAAAUAUAAUAUAUUACAUUUAAUCAAUCAAAUGGUUUAAUUAUUACUAUGAAGAAUUUUGAAAAAAAAAAAAUGUAACC